AUGAAGCUCCCUUCACUCUUCAAGAAAAAAGAAGUACAAUGUCUAAGCAAAUGCAUCCCUCCAAUAUUUGCAUUCCAUAAGACUGUUUCUUCCCAAACCACCGCCGGCAAUGUUAACAACUUCAGUUCAAGAUUAUCUGAUGCCACCGAGUUGAUAGCCGGGGAGAGUGCAUGGCCGUGUUCCGAGGAGCGUCAAAGGCAGGCUUUGGACAAGGCUUUUCAGGCAAUGAGAUCAGAGAGGCUGUUUCUGGAGCUGAAUGACACAAGUUCAAUCUCAGUAGGAGAUUCCAGGUUCCCAUUCCAAGAGUUCGUUGUGGUGGCUCUUCAGUCCAAUGAUCCAUACGUGAAUUUUCGGAUUUCAAUGGAGGAAAUGAUUGAGGAUUAUGGGUUGCAGGCUAACGGGCUAAAGGAUUGGAAUUAUCUGGAGGCUUUGCUUGCCUGGUACUUGAGGAUGAAUAGCAAGACCAAUCAUGGUUUUAUAGUUGCUGCAUUUGUUGAUAUGAUUGUUGCUGUUGGUAUAUUGUAG
Vitis vinifera (wine grape) is the source of this 525-nucleotide messenger RNA. Its product is annotated as transcription repressor OFP13. The transcript has a single exon. The record is from RefSeq and is a predicted model, not a curated record. Gene Ontology annotation, biological process: negative regulation of DNA-templated transcription. NCBI's taxonomy places the organism in Eukaryota, Viridiplantae, Streptophyta, Magnoliopsida, Vitales, Vitaceae. Bases 1 to 525 code for a protein of 174 amino acids.